AAUGUGUGGGUUGUUGCUUCUAGUCACAACAAUCCUUCAUUGUUUUGAUUCAACUAGCGUCGUUGCGUAGCUAGCUCGGUAUUGCACAUUUAUAUGUGGUUAGAGACUAACCGAUUAUUAGCUUUAUAUGACGCCUAUUCUUGAUAAGAUAUCGAUGAAGUCGCAGAUUAGUAAUGUUUCUUUUGACGGAACUGUUGUUCAAGGCGCAAGACCAAUCAAAACAAUACUGUCUUUGGUAUGAUAGCUAAGCUAGCUGGCUAACCUCACGCGAUAGCAACAAAAACAUGGGAACGCUUGUUAACGUUAUAGCAACGGAUCUGGGCCAGUUUUAUGUUAAUUGUUAGAACCUUCGUAAAUCGCCGAGCUGUUUAUCGCUGUUGAAAUUGCAAUUAAAAAACUAUUUAACGACGGCCCCAGUCCAUAAGUGUAGCCGCUAGCUGGCGAAGUACGGUAUUUUGGUUUUUAUUUUUGCAUUCGGCGUCACUUUAUACACAUUAUUUGCCUUAACAUUGAAACAAUAUAUUUUUAAUUCUCCGUUUGCUGAAUUAAAUUUGACUACAAAUACACUUUCCAAUAUCUGUGCAAUUGUUAACAAACAGGCGAAUAAUGUUUUUCAACUGAAAUCCGAGAUUACAGGAUUCAGUUAACAUUUAGGCUGGAAUAUGGAAUAGAUUUGUCCUCUAUCAAGUAAUUAUGGUGUUUAGUUAUUUGCUGCUGUCGUAUAAUUGCCUCAGCAUAGUUCAUUAUGUAGCUAAGAGCAAAUGUGCCAUAUCUAGAUUUAGUGCAUUAUAAGAUUGGAAUAAAGAACCUUUCUGAAAUAUCUGACUUGCGAUUCUAUUAGUAUUGACAGUUUAGAGGCGUGCUUAACAAAUGUUCUAAGUGGUGUUUGUAGGAACGCAUGCUAGUAUACAGCUUUAAAGUUGAAUCAAAGAUUCAUUAAAACACUCAACUGAAUUCCAUCGUUUCCAUUCCAUCGGGGAAAUGGCCCUGUAACUUGUCACGAAGAAUCAUAUCUCUCACUCGCUGGUUACAGACAUAUUGAUGCUUGCUUACACUCCUGACAUUUUCCAAAGUUGGAUUAUUGCCCUUGAAUCUGUCACAACCUUCAAAUGGGUGAGGAAAAGCCGGAGACGUUGGACUUUGUCAAAGACUUCCAGGAGUAUCUCAGCCAGCAGACUCAACAUGUGAACAUGAUCUCAGGCUCCGUCAGUGGCGUUAAAGAGGUGGAUGACUUACCAGCAGACUGCAGUCAGAAUGGGUUGGACCACCCAUCAGUGGAUUUGUCCCUUGACGACGGCUCAGGAAUGCUGGUGGAUGGCUUUGAGAGAACAUAUGAUGGCAAACUCAAGUGCCGUUUCUGUAACUAUGCCACCAGAGGCACAGCCCGGCUCAUUGAACAUAUCCGCAUUCACACAGGGGAGAAACCCCACAGAUGCCACCUGUGCCCCUUUGCCUCUGCUUAUGAGCGCCACCUAGAGGCCCACAUGCGCUCCCACACAGGAGAGAAGCCUUACAAGUGUGAGCUGUGCUCCUUCCGCUGCAGUGACCGCAGCAACUUGUCACACCACCGCCGGCGUCGACACAAGCUCUUACCGAUGAAGGGUGCUCGCUCCUCUCUCUCCCACAAGAAGAUGCUGAGCGUCUUGCAGAAGAAGACCAGCCUGGGAUAUGGUCGCCGGCUCCUCAUCAAUUUCAGCCCCCCCUCCAUGGUGGUGCACAAGGCCGAGCACAUGGAUGACUACUCCCACGAGCUGCCCCACCUGCGCCAGGAGACUUAUGGUGACCACGGUGCUGGUGCAGAUGUAAGCUCCAGGGACGACCGCAACCAUCACCACCACGACCUGGUUAUGGACAAUCCUCUCAACCAGCUCUCCACCCUAGCCGGCCAGUUGGCCAGCCUGCCCUCUGAGGCUGAAGCCCAGACCCAGCAGCCUCCUGUCUCUCCAGGUGCAGAGUCCUGCGUGGACGAAAAGCCCUUCCUCAACCAGCCGCCUCAGCCAGUCACUGCCCCUGCUGCUGUGUCGGUCAGCACUGCCCAUGCCGCGUCCUCCCCCAUCACCCCAGAGCCCAGACCCCCACCACACAGUAACUGCAGUCCCGGGGCAGGGCCCUGCAGUGAGCACAGUGGGCGCACCAGCACCCCAAGCAUCACCAACAGCCAGCCCAGCACACCAGCCCCAGGCUUGCCUUCGCUGCAUCAAGACCCCCAGUGCUGCCACCACUGCCAACACUGUGACAUCUAUUUCCCUGACAACAUCCUGUACACCAUCCACAUGGGCUGCCACGGCUAUGAGAAUCCAUUUCAGUGCAACAUCUGUGGCCAUAGGUGCAGAAGCAAGUAUGACUUUGCCUGCCAUUUUGCCAGGGGGCAGCAUAAGCAGUAACUUGUUGCUGUGUCACUGAUGGACUGGAGCUGAAAUUCACAUUUUGAUUUAGUUUAAUGAUUGAGAUUUUAUUUAUUGUUGUAGAACUUUCUGAAAUCGAGCCUUGAUUUUGCCUGCAAAUUCGGUUUAGUGAAUUUGAUUUUACAGGGACUUAACAUUUGAUGGUGCCUGAUGCAUAUGUGGUGUUGGGGUGGAUCUGUAUAAAGGUACAUUUUGACCUGUUUGAUCAUUAAACAUUCCUCCUUUCAUUUUUAAAACAACAACCUUUUGCAGACUUCUCAACGUAGAGAUGAUGCUAACACAUUUGGGAGGGUGCCCUUUAUUGGCUUUAUUCAUAAGCAACAAAACCACCCACUCCAACUACAGUUCUGCAUUGGUAGUUUUUUUUGGAGCCACAGCUGCGUCGUUCUGUCCAUAUUAACCAUAAGACCCACCAGACAAACUGUUAGGACCGGUCUGACCCCAUCCACAUAGAAUUGCAGUUAGAGCUGACCUUUUACACACGUCAGCAACAUCUAUGUAUUUAGGUUUGAUUUUUGUUGCCACCUGCAUGCAAUUAAUUUGUCUACAAGUCAAUGUUACUUGCAGGUAGUGGAUAGCAGUAAGAUAAAUAUCAUUAUGAACAUUGUUUUCUUACCUCAAUACAUAUGAAUCUAAAAUCGGUUAAAUGAAUUAAAAGUAAAUCUUGGUGAGUGAAUCAUAAUAAAAUCCAACUAUGUUGGCGAACUUCCAAGUUUGUGCGAAUGCCUGCAUGGUGUAGACACAUGAUCUGCUGUUAACUCUGGUUGCAAUGUGGCAGCGAGUUUGUGGGAAAGGCCUAAAAACACAAUAAUUUAAUUAAAAUGUUGCUGAUUGACAAUAUAAUGGCUCAGAACAGCAGAUUAACCCACAUGUUUAAGACAUGUUUAAUUCCACCUGCUAGCAGAUUUUUUUUUAGGGUUACCUCGAACACCUAUAGGACUCUAACUCCAACAGUGCCUACGAUGUUCACAAUCUCUUAAACUGUUUUUCUGUCUGUUUUUUGGGAUUGAUCUGCACAUAGUGUCCUUAACCAGCACAUUUUUGCUAAUUGAGUAUGGGAAAAAUAAAGCAUAAUGUUAAGAUGUAUAUUCUUACCUUCAAAUGAUAUGUAAUAGUGAGAUCCAUCAGCUGUAUUGUCAAACAGUAUCACUAGAUUUUGUUUUUCACUUUUGUCAAUCCCAAAUUGCCAAGUAGUACCAGAUAUCCCAUGUUUUAGCAUACAUGCUAUGCCUUGGAAUUCCCUGUUGUCCUGCUAUGAUCAUGGCAUUGCAUAUUGUGGUUCUAUUAGCUAUUUAUUGUAUUCUACGUUAUCAAUUGGGUAGUUGUGUCAAUAAAAGUAACAUUAUGCUGAA
This is a messenger RNA of Esox lucius (northern pike), 3757 nucleotides long. RefSeq names its product IKAROS family zinc finger 5 (gene ikzf5). Gene Ontology annotation, molecular function: DNA-binding transcription factor activity; RNA polymerase II cis-regulatory region sequence-specific DNA binding. Lineage: Eukaryota; Metazoa; Chordata; Actinopteri; Esociformes; Esocidae. The record is from RefSeq and is a predicted model, not a curated record. Gene Ontology annotation, biological process: regulation of transcription by RNA polymerase II.